Fusarium proliferatum ET1 is the source of this 1329-nucleotide messenger RNA. RefSeq lists its product as uncharacterized. The transcript has a single exon. Lineage: Eukaryota; Fungi; Ascomycota; Sordariomycetes; Hypocreales; Nectriaceae. The coding region runs from base 1 to 1329 and encodes 442 amino acids. The record is from RefSeq and is a predicted model, not a curated record.
AUGAUAUUCUCAGAUAUUUAUAAGAGCCCGCGAUCACCCAUCGCUAAGCUGCGUCACCACUCGGUCCAGUUACCGACACCACUGCCAACCAAUACCCCAGAUUGGUACGGCGAGGAACACGCAGACCUUCUCAGCAAGGACAAGGUGAAGCAGAAGGAAGCAGUGAAGAGGUAUCUCGACGCCAAAGUCAAGAACGAUUGGGAGUUCCCAUGGCCUUCUCCCUUUGUCGAGCCCCCACUACUUGAGGGUGACGUCGCUGUUGUCGACACUGCAUCUGAAACACCUGAUGCAAUUGAGGCUGUCACCAGUCUCGAUGUUACAGAACCGACAAAGUCAAUCCAAGAUGAGACGCGCGAGGAUGAUGGAUAUCAAAUCGAUGAACCUGAGUCAUCAGAUAACGAAGACGGCAGCGAUGCCGAGUCCACGUACAGUACGGUCUCCGAAGAUUUAGUCAACUUUCGUACACGUCUAGACUGGGCCUCAGACCUUUCUGAUGAUGAGGAUGAGCCUGGACCUUCGCGAUCGCCUUUCCGCUUUGACAACCCCAGUAAUGUGGGCUCCACUGUCCAAGCUGUGGUUCAGGGCAAGCGCGCCAAGCGAAGGAGAGCAGUUCGCAAGGAAAUGGAAUGGAACGAAGGACUCGCCUGUUUCGAAGCGCGGCGAAAUGCAUGGACGGGCGCACGAACUGUCCGCGUUCGGGCCAAGCCUGCAACGCCUCCUGCUGUGUCACCAUUAUCUCCCCGUCGAUUCUUCUUCCGUCGCUCCAUGUCGACAUCUCCUCCUGCCUCGACAAUUGCGUCUACUUUACCACCGCAAGUCAGUGACGCGUCAGACAACUCUUCACUUACGAGAAGCGACGAGCUUCGCAAUGCUCGAUCUAAAGACACCACGCCGUCGACACCUCCCGACAGCCGAAAUUAUCCGGUUGAGGUCCUGCUUCCUCUUCCCCCACCUCUCCUACCUCCCAAUAACCCUCUGCGCGCAUCCAUCACACCGUCUGUAUAUCUCAGUCUCUACGACAAGGUUAUCAUUCACAGCCUUCAGCCCUCAUGCCCAAUUAAUUUGUCCGAUAUGCUUCGAGCUUGCGUUACUGGCUGGAAGCGAGAUGGCGAGUGGCCCCCACGACCGACAAUGGCUCCCGCUCCAGUCGCCAAGAAGAAGAAACCCAAGAAGCCUUCAAACCCCUCAGAGAACGCGGGCAGUACCGUGCGCCGCAUGAGCUUUGGCCUGCUGGGUCGCGACAAGGACGAUUCAACAAGCGGCAAGGGUAUUCGCCGCAGUCUUGUUAGAGCCCUCGGCAUUGGAGAAGGGACAGAGACCCCUAAAUGA